This is a messenger RNA of Somion occarium, 4590 nucleotides long. The record is from the annotation of a GenBank genome assembly. Lineage: Eukaryota; Fungi; Basidiomycota; Agaricomycetes; Polyporales; Cerrenaceae.
AGAGUAGCGCCGAAGCGUCCCCACGCAUGUCCGCUUGAGUCCGUUGGUUGUGUCUGUUCUUCGUUGGUUCUUCGUUCCCCAUGUAUGCACUUGCUCGAUAGCUUCUAUCAACGUCUGGGACGUGUAUCACAAUGCCGGCACUAGUCUUGGACAAUGCGGCCACGAGUAGCGGACCCAGCAAUGGCGGUUUGCGCGUGGAAAGUGCUCCCUCCGCACUUCAGGAAUCCAUCUUGUCCUCAUCAAGCACUGUUGUCAACUCUGCCACCUCAGCAGACAAGCUAUUAGAAGAUUCUUUUUCUGAGUCGAGGUCCCAUGGCUCGGUGCAGCAGACGCAGCUUCAGGCCUUGAACUCGCAGCUGCAGGUGGAGUAUUCGAUUAAGGAGGGUGCUGAGAAACUUCUGCAGAUGCCACUUGCGGAUGAUCUGCGAAUGCAGGUGGAAUCUGAACUUCAGAUGGCACGCGACAAAAUUGACAAUAUCACCCAAAGGAUAGAAACGCAUUCUACGCGUAAUGCUCCUCGCAAACGCGGUGAUAGCGACGGUCUACGUCGAAAGUUCGCGGGUCCCCAGAUAAACUCUUCUGGCAAACUGAAGGAUGCACACGAGGACCGAGACAACUUUCAUACAGCUUUGCAACAGGCUUCAAGCCAUAUCAAAACUCUGAUCUCUUUGCCACGUUCAGGAGCCCUAUCUCCUUCGAACUUGCCAUCUACCUCCUCGUCAUCAUCACCCCCAAUGAAUGACGCCGAGCUGAAUCACUCGCGCAUUGAUGCAAUGAAACAACUGAUUGGGGUUCUGCAGCGCAGCUUGCGUGUGCGAUAUGAGAUCAACGUGGCCGAAGUCAUUCAAGCGACAUUACCAUCCCUCUCUGACCGCGCUAGUAAACAAUGUCGAGCUACCGCUUAUCGGCUCAUUCGACAUUUACUGGUCGACCAUCGAUCUGUUGAGACCGUUCAAGAGCAGAAUCUGGACUGGUAUAUCGUCAAAUCUCUCUCGCGUGACAACAAACAUUCGGUAGAGAAGGAGCAGGUCAUCAAACUCAUUCGGGCGAUCGUAGAGGUAGGAUCCCAGAAACGCCUUCCAAAUACAGCUGGUGCCGGGACUGUGCCUCUGUCUGAACCCAUUAUGCGAGCUUUCAUCGCGGUAGCGGAGCAACUAGAAGAUCCGUUCAAGUCCAUCUGUAUCCAGACGUUGACUGAGAUUCUUCUCAUUGACGUCGAGCUCGUGGCAAGGGCAGGCGGUAUACGCGUCCUGCUGCAUGCUUUGGCCGAAGGUCCUCUUGAGAUGGCUCCUCUCUUGGCUUCUGCAUUCCUUUAUAUUGUAGAUUCACCACGUACUAGAGCAUACCUCCAUCCUGGAACCGAUCUCGAAAUGGCAUUGUCUGGCGUUACAGAUGCAUAUGGCAAAGGAACCGACCAUGCUGAUCGAAUGCGAGGUACUGCCAAGAUCAUUUCAUCCAUGUUGCGUACUUGGAGUGGUCUCAUGUAUUUCUGUAUACAUGACAAACUGGCCAUCCGAACGCUCAUAGACGGUUUGCGUAUACCCUCUUUAGAGACCAGAGAUAUCAUCUUGGACAUGUUCUUCGACGUUUUGAAUAUCAAACCUCCGGAAUGGCAUCAAGCAUUCAUAGCGGGACGAAGGUUAACCAUGUAUCGCAAGUCGCAACAGAUUACUGAACCUGGUAAACAACCGGAAAGUACACCAAAGCCCCAGGCGCAGGAUUCACUCAAAUUGACCGACCAAUACAUCGCUUUGCUUAUCCUUGUAUUUUGCAAAGCCGGGUUGAUCGACGCAUUGACAUGCAUGCUUGAAGAGAGCCAAAUCGGAUCGACCUUGUCACGAAAAGCUACACUUCUGAUGGCGGAGGUCUUGCAGACAUCAAAUCGGGUACUGCCUCACUCGAUAGCCUCAGGUAUCCAGGCUUUGCCGCAAGUGUUUCACCUAGCUGCCAAUUAUAAUUUGGAUGAACAUCGAAUUGUCGGAACUUCCGCUCUAUCUGCUAUUGAUAGCUACAAUCGUCACCGGACAAGGUUACAACCUACGACGGUGAAAGGCACUUCUCGAUCACGGGCAAACUCAGUGGAGGAGGCAGUCAGACGAGGUCAGCGUCAUGUCGAACAAGCCAAGCUCAAACUUGGCAUGCAGAUGGACGACAAAGCCUUCCAAGCCAGUCUCUUGGAGUCCCAGGUAAUGGUGACCAAGGAUCAUAGCAAGUGGAAUUUCGAUGCCUUGCAAGAGCUCCUAGAGGGUCCGCUUCUGAAUCCGAAGCGAAUGGAGGAAGCCAUCAAGGUGUCGCGAUAUGUACGGCGGCUCAUAUCGUUUUACCAUCCCUUCAGUCAUAGGUUCUGUGAUUUGCCGAGAUCGAAGCUCAAUGAUCGCUGGGUACGCUUGGGGUGUCAGUUACUGAGCGCUUUGAUGGCCAGUCCAGAUGGGAUCCGAUUCCUCGGGGAGGAUGAAUUGUUGAACCAGAUUGUCAAGAGUUUCGCUCAGCUCGAUCCUUUCAAUGGGGCGCCGAUAUCUGAUCCAAUAUUCUCCAAGAAACGAAUGCAAGAUACCCUCACAUACGGCUACUUCGAAAUGCUAGGCACGUUGAGCAAGCGAAAGGAGGGCUUGGAGCUGUUGGAAAAAUUCAAGCUUUUCACCGCAUUCUAUCAUUUGAGUGAACUCAGGAGUCGGGAAGACCUCAUCAAAGGGAUUAUUGAGAAUCUGGAUUAUAGCAUUGAUGGUCACUCCCGAAUUGUAUUCUCGAAAGCCCUAACAUCAAGCUACAAGCACAUCCGACUAUACGCCACAAAUCAUUUGGGCCAGCUCAUCCGUGCUAGCACCUCAGCGAAUGCGUGGACGCUUCGUCUCCUACUUACCCAACUAUACGAUCCUUCUCUGGAGGUUCAAGAAGUAGCAGUGCGAUUCUUAGAAGAAGCGUGCGAAGAUCCGGAAGUGUUACAGCUUGUAGUCGAAAUGCACCCGACUUUGGACCAUUUGGGCGAGAUUGGACACCCUCUGCUAUUAAAGUUCAUGUCAACCACACUGGGCUUCCGAUACUUGUAUGCAGCAGAUUACAUCAAUCGGGAGAUGGACUUGUGGUUCCAUGAACGUAACCAGCAUUACGUUGUCCAUAUUGAAGUCUUUCUGGCCAAAGUGUUCAACUUCUUACCUUCCUCACCAGAUGACGAUGAGGAUAUAAUGGCCUUCGACGGCAUCGUUCCUCCACACUUCUAUGGCGUCAUGGCGAAGACUGACCUUGGCUGCCAAGUGCUGCAAGACAAGGGUCACUUCGCUGAAUUCGCCGCUUUUAUCCGCCAACAUGGUCUUGAGAGCGAAGAUCAAGACCUAAUCCUCAAGCUGAAGAGUGUUCUGUGGGCAGUGGGUAACAUCGGAGCAACUGAACGCGGACUACCUUUCCUCGAAGAGGAAGAGAUCAUUCCCGCUAUUUUGGAAAUAGCUGAACAGUCCCUCGUUCUGUCUGUUCGAGGAACAUGUUUCUUUGUUCUUGGCCUGAUUUCAUCUACCCCGCAAGGCGCGGAAAUCCUGGACGACUAUCAUUGGGAAGCCACGCUAUCUCCCCUUGGUUUGCCGACUGGUCUGUGUGUCCCUCUUGAUGUGGACAAGUUUGUUUCCAUACCGUCAUGGGAUGUCGCGUCAGUCCCAGAUUCUUCCCGUAUUCGUCUGAAGCCUCCGAAGACAGAAGAGGAAAUCGAAGUGAUGACGGCUAUUUACAACCUUGCGAAUACCGUCAUUGCAAAUACCGCAUCUAGAUCUCUUGCAAGGAUGAAGGCUCGUCCGGAAUAUCGCCAUGUAUUCAGCUCUCCGUCAAUGCUUUAUCGUGCAUUGCAUACCAUAUCAUCUCAGCGCUAUCGCUUGCCCGUGCGUAGGUACAUCCUGGAUUUGUUCAACAUUGAGCUGGAUCUCGAUGUUGUUCGAACUCUGGCCGAGUGCCAAAGCAGCUUGAGCUUGCCUCCUGAUGCCACACAAGCCCAAGCCGCUCCUCCACCUGCAAGGGUUGUCAGCAUCGUCGGACGGCCUGGACAUCAUCGCAAAGCUUCCGAUAGCGAUGAGGAAAGUAUCAUGGACGAAGAAGUUGUUAGUCCCGUUGUCGAAAGGCAACCAACCAUCAGCUUGCGCCCUGUUAGUCGCAUCAUAGGGUUUGGUGGAGGCAAACCUAACGAGUCUGAGAGCUCGUCCUAGCGACGUAAAUUUUCAUUUGGACCUGUGUAUUGUUUAUCGUCAUUUGCUUGUAUACCACUGCAUCUAGGAUCUGUAUUAUUGCUUCAUCGAGGAGUUGGCUAUACACUCUGUCGUCCCGUUUCCAAAGAUCACCCAUGUUUGGGGCUCUUUACCAAAGGCCCCGGCCAGCUUGCCAAAUCCGGAUGGUUGCCUCAGAUCUGUGCUUCAAUUUCAAAGACGAAGUCGAGGACUUCCAAGGGGUCUAAACCUUUAACCGGCGUUCUGAAGUUGACACGCCAGUUCAUCGAAUAGUUGAACGGUCUCCGUUGUAUGCGACUAACUUUCUUCCAAUGGUAGUAUCUAGAUUUCUGGCAGACUAGCAACCAGAUGAAGUAGGUAGGUCGGCGCAAAAACAUUACCACACUUC